CAUGACACUCAUUUCUAACUCUCAUCUGUUCACGCCUUUUUACAUACGGGCCUUUUAUCUGUUUCCCGUAUUAUUUUGGUCAUAAUAGAGGUGGUACGUACUGAAGGGUUUCAUAGUGGUCGGCGCUGUGGCGGAUCGGGUGGAGACCGCCGGUCUGUGGCCCUUAUGGAUAAGCAUAAAGUCAAGAGGCAGAGACUGGAUCGCAUCUGUGAAGGCAUCCGCCCGCCAAUCUUGAACGGGCCGAUGCACCCCCGCCCCCUGGUGGCGCUGCUGGAUGGGCGCGACUGCACUGUGGAGAUGCCAGUCCUGAAGGACGUGGCUACCGUCGCCUUCUGCGACGCCCAGUCCACCCAGGAAAUCCACGAGAAGGUGCUGAACGAGGCUGUGGCCGCCCUCAUGUACCACACCAUCACGCUGUCCCGGGACGACCUGGAGAAGUUCAAGGGGCUGCGCGUGAUCGUCCGCAUCGGUAGCGGCUUUGACAACGUGGACAUCAAGGCCGCCGCAGAGCUCGGCAUCGCGGUGUGCAACGUGCCGUCCUCGUCCAUCGAGGAGACCGCAGACAGCACGCUCUGUUUCAUCCUCAACCUGUAUCGGCGUGUCACCUGGAUACACCAGGCUCUCCGCGAGGGAACACGAGCCUCCGGCGUGGAGCAAAUUCGGGAGGUGGCCGGCGGGGCCGCCCGCAUCCGGGGAGAGACGCUGGGAAUUAUCGGCCUGGGGCGUGUUGGCCAGGCGGUGGCGCUGCGCACCAAGGCGUUCGGCUUCAACGUGAUCUUCUACGACCCGUACCUGCCGGACGGCGUUGAGCGCUCGCUGGGGCUCCAGCGCGUGGCCACGCUGCAGGACCUGCUCAUGCACUCGGACUGCGUGUCGCUGCACUGCAGCCUCAACGAGCACAACCACCACCUGAUCAACGACUUCACCAUCAAGCAGAUGCGACAGGGCGCCUUCCUGGUGAACACGGCGCGGGGGGGGCUGGUGGACGAGAAAGCUCUGGCCCAGGCCCUGAAGGAGGGCCGGAUACGAGGAGCCGCUCUCGACGUCCACGAGACCGAACCUUUCAGCUUCGCCCAGGGCCCCCUGAAGGACGCCCCUAACCUGAUCUGUACCCCGCACACGUCCUGGUACAGUGAGCAGGCGUCGGUGGAAGCCCGGGAAGAGGCGGGCAGGGAGGUUCGGCGUGCCAUCACAGGCCGCAUCCCUGACAGCCUGAAGAACUGUGUGAAUAAGGAGUACUUGAUGGCCACCUCCCAGUGGAUGGGUAUGGACCCGGCGGGGGGGCACACGGAGCUGAACGGAGGCGCUGCUGCCGCCUACAGGUUCCCGGCCGGCAUCGCUGUGACGACGGGUGGCCUGCCGGUGGCGGGAGCCACAGGGGAGGGGAUCGUCUCGGGGGGGCUACCCGUAGCCCACGGCAUCGCCCCCAUCACCCGGCCCCCCCACACCCCAUCGCCAGGGCAACCCUCCAAGGCGGAGACAGAGAGAGACAUGUCGGCUGACCAGUAGCGGACAGUGACAUUCCGUGCCCCGCCCCCUCAUGCCCCGCCCCCAUAUGCCACACCCCCUUAUGCCACGCCCCUCCGCAGGUUGAGUGACACUGACAUGCUGCCCUGCUUCACCCCUUCACACUCCCCGGUCUUCCUCUCACCCUUUCAUUCUGUGGUCACUCCAUCCGUUCUGCCUUUUUGUUACUGCCCCUUUUUUCCCUCCUACCCCACUCCCCCCCCCCCCCCCCCCCAACACCGUGAUAAGCAAUAACAGUUUUCUCAAGGAUUUAGUUGUGUGUGUUGUGUGUGUUUUUUAUUCCCUUUUUUGGCCAUGUCGAGACAUUUCCUCCAGCCGAUGUUCUUAACCACACUGUGUCUGUCGGACUCUGCAGUCGUUUCUCAGGCUAAACUCUAGCAUUCGUUAGUCCAGUAGAAAGGAAAUUCUUCUUCUCAAACUGUUUAAAAAAAGAUCCCUUUAAGUGAGCUUGAUGUUCAGUAACUGCUUGUUUCUUUGUAUGAUUAACAUUUCGUAAUUUGCAACGUUGGACAGUCGGGGCUCUCUUGUGGACACCAGUGAGCUACAAUGUAAUUCUGGGAUUUUUCCUCCCCUACAUUUCAGACCCCCCCCGCUCUAGCAUUGUCCUUUUAAUAUGACGAUUGUGUCUUGCCGGGUCUCUCCCAGAAAACGAAUAGCCACGCUCUCGAUAAACAGACUCCUUUAAGGCAUAUAAGCGGAUAUCACUUCCAGUUCCCUUCACUGUCCUGCCCUUAAGCCGGCGCAACUGCCGAUGGCGCCGGGCUUGUCAGCUCCUUAACGCUCAGCGUGUUCAGUAGGUAUCGUCCGGCCCGGUUGUCCGCGUGGGCCGCGGCUCCGUUUCCGGCGCCGGCUUGACGAGUCGGUGCUGUGUGCCGGUCGCGCCGGAGACCUGCUGUGAUGCCCUUGUGUGAUGCGGCCUUGCGGGCUGUAGUGAUGGGGCAUCUCGAACCUGACAGUCCCGCGUGCUCCGGCGUCCCCGCGAGCUCGCCGGUGGCACCCCUGCUAUCACGGCGGCUCUGACAGCCGGGCCUAUCCAAAGAGCCGCAUGUGUCUGGGCAGCGUGGGUGUCGUGGCGAGAUGCCCGUGGCUGAACAUGCGCUGACAGGCUCGCCGAAGGGGGGGGGCAGUCUCUGUGAUUAACUCGACUCCUACUGUGAACGCUGUCCUGUGACUAAGACCUUCCCAGUACCUCAUUAACAGAUGUUGAAUGUACUUUCAGAUUCUUCUCCUCUUUGUACAGUUUUUUAGAAGCUACAGAGUUCUUUACAAGAUGACUUUGAAAUCAGUAUCUUGUUAUGCUGAUAAUUAUCCAAAAAAAGACAAAAUUUGACUGCAGUUAAUUUUUAAUACAGCAAAUCAUUAUGCACGUUUUAGAAAAUUCACCUGCUCCUCUCAGGUCUUAAGUAGCUUUGUUUUCCUUCGUUAAUUAUUGUUUUUAAUUUCACCUGAUUUAUAAAGCGCCCUCUUGUGGUGGUUGUCUGUUAUCGAUUCCUCCUCGCUGGUUUUGUGUUUGUGGGCGGUGCCAGUGUUUUCUUUUGAGAAAGGGCUCCACGCGACAGGAAGCGCAGAUUGGUCGUGGUGGGAAAAGGCGACCCCUUUGCCGUCUCCCUCUAACGGUCACGGCUGUAGCGAUUCCUGAACCAUACGCUGAGGCCAGUGACAUCUUGUUUUAUUUUUAUUUUUUUUUUGUAGAUACUUGUUACGUUGGCUCCCCUUUUAACGUUUGAAGCAAUUUACUGAUAAAUUAAAAAAUAAAGACAUGGUAAUAUUUCGGAUGUAACGCCUUGAUGGAAUAUGAAAUUCUUUUUUUUAAUGGUAGCGUAGUGUCGUUUCAUUUGGCACGAGCUGAAGUAACAGGGCCUAUCGCUGUUUGAUAAAUACAGAUCUACUUUGGUCGUCACAUUAAACUACCACUACGCCUGUGCGUUGUCAUUAGUUCCGUGUUGUGUGACGCCCGGUGGCCCUGUCAAAUACAUGAAUUUGUUUUCUACUCUGAUUCUUAACCGCCCACGGAACUCCAUUUUUGUUUUUGUAGACCUACAUCUUGAAAUGGCGCCAUCGAUGGUGCUGAUCUAUUUUCGGUACCGUAUGUGUUUUUUUUGAGCUCUUAAUGUUCGUUACAAAAUUCUGUGCUGUGUUUAACAUGUUGUAUUGAAACAUUUCUACUGCUUCUUUGUAUAAGCAGUCUCUCUCUCUCUGUCCUGCGUCGCAUUGCAGCCUUGCCCGCAUGCCACACUUGGUAUCCUUGGUGUCUCGCUCCUUCCCAUCCGCAAGGGCUACAGAGCUUCCCGAUUAUUAUACAGAGGAGAUUGGUAUUUAUAUUUUGAAUCACCCUUCUGUCGCUUGAUAUAAAGAGCAGCUGGCCUAAUUUUGGCGGGUUUACAGGAGUUUAAUCUCCAGUUGGGUUUUGAAGUGCUGUUGUCGAGCCAGCCCCCGCUCCGUUUAGCGAUCCGGACCACACACACCCUCGCCGUCCGUACCUCAAAACCCCCCCUGUGGGUCUUGGAAUACAGGAGGUUUCUGGUUGUUUUUGGGUGCCUUCCACUGGUGCAGUUUCGCAUGACUGCUCUGGCUCUCUCUGACAUGUAUACUGAUAAAAUUUAUACCGAUAGAAAUAUUCUUCACUGGGAAAUAAUAUGCAUUUUAUAAUUUUGUUGUGAGACUUACUGAAAUCUAGAAAUGUUUUUUACAACAUGUGAACAGGGUCUAAAUAAAACUUGUUUUUAAAAACUGAUUUCUGGCAAAAUGUUCCUCUGUUAUGCUUUAAAGGUUUUGUUCGCAUUUUUAUUAGAAAUUCCGGUUUUGUGAUUGUAAUUUCUGCUGUUAAAUAUUUUAAUAAAUGCUUAAAUCUUA
Messenger RNA from Paramormyrops kingsleyae, 4380 nucleotides. Lineage: Eukaryota; Metazoa; Chordata; Actinopteri; Osteoglossiformes; Mormyridae. The record is from RefSeq and is a predicted model, not a curated record.